GACUGGCACUAAGACUGAGGUGAGCUGUCAUUGACAUCUUCAUUUCAAAAAGGGUACACCUGCAAGAAAGGAACAUUGAUUGUAUAGGCAUGCUAUUCCCUGGAACGUUCUACUGCUCUGUUUCAGAAAAAAUAUUUCCCAGAAACAAGAUAAACGCCGCAGACUCCCCAAGGAGCAUCCCGAGCACCCUGAUGCCCUCAGGGAUCCCGUUCAGGUCUCUCAAACCCGUGGGUGCGCGCACAGAUCUCCCGCCGCAGCCGGAGCAUCCCCGCGCGUGGGCGCCCCGCCCGGGGCUCCCCUGGCCCCCGGUCCCCGCCGGGCCCGGCGCGAAGGAGUUAAGCUGGCCGGGACCCCCGCCCGCCGAGCCGGCUCCUGACGUCAGCCCCGCGCACGGCGCAGCGCUCGGCGCGGCGGCGGCGGCGGCGGGGGAGAGCCGCGGCGGCCGGGCGGCUGCGAGCGGCCGGGGCAGCGCUUGGCCGCCGCCCGCAGCCCCGCCAGCAUGUCCGCGAAGGAGCGGCAGAAGGGCAAAGUGACCAAGGACAGCGUCACCCUCCUGCCCUGCUUCUACUUCGUGGAGUUGCCCAUAUUGGCAUCUUCUGUUGUUAGCCUCUAUUUUCUUGAACUUACUGAUGUCUUCAAGCCAGUUCACUCUGGAUUUAAUUGCUAUGACAAGAGUCUGAGUAUGCCAUACAUUGAACCUGCACAAGAGUCUGUUCCCUUCUUGAUGUUGCUUAGUCUGGUUUUUGCUGGACCAUCAAUUACGAUAAUGAUAGGAGAAGGAAUUCUCUACUGUUGCCUGUCCAAAAGAAGAAAUGGGAUUGGAACAGAGGCCAAUAUUAAUGCAGGAGGAUGCAACUUCAAUUCUUUUCUUAGAAGAGCUGUCAGAUUUGUUGGUGUUCAUGUAUUUGGUCUUUGUGCAACUGCUCUCGUUACUGAUAUUAUACAGCUAUCAACAGGAUAUCAGGCCCCAUAUUUCCUGACUGUUUGCAAGCCUAACUAUACAUCCUUAAACGUAUCUUGCUCAGAGAAUUCAUAUGUUGUGGAGGAUAUUUGCUCAGGAGCUGAUCUCAAUAUUAUCAACGCUGGAAGAAAGUCAUUCCCUUCUCAACAUGCCACCCUGGCAGCCUUUGCAGCAGUGUACAUUUCGAUGUACUUCAAUUCUACAUUAACAGACUCCUCAAAGCUUCUUAAACCACUCUUGGUCUUUGCCUUUAUCAUCUGUGGAAUUAUAUGCGGUCUGACUCGUAUCACCCAGUACAAGAAUCAUCCAGUUGAUGUUUACUGUGGCUUUCUCAUAGGAGGAGGAAUUGCUCUCUAUUUGGGCCUCUAUGCUGUGGGGAACUUCUUACCAAGUGACGAGAAUGUGUUUCACCCAAAUUUUCACAGAGAACCUCUAAGGUCAUUGACAGACCUCAGUCAAGAUGCCAACAGAAUCCUGCCAGGUAAAAAUGGCAGCAGCAGCGAUGGCAUUGUCUCUCACCGUACGGAAAGUAUUCUGAAUAGAAACCACAGAGAUUCAGGCUCUCUGACCAAUCUCAAGAGGGCAAAUGCUGAUGUAGAAAUAAUAACACCACGAAGCCCAAUGGGAAAGGAAAACAUGGUUACUUUCAGCAACACUUUGCCAAGAGUCAACACACCAUCCUUGGAAGAUCCAGCAAGACGCAAUGCAACAAUACACGCAUCAAUGGAUUCUGCCCGUUCCAAACAGCUGCUGUCCCAGUGGAAGAACAAGAAUGAAAAUCGAAAGUUGUCCCUGCAAGUAAUAGAGACUGAAUCUGGCCAGUCACCACCAAGGGCUAUCGAAAUGAGGUCAAGCUCAGAACCCUCCAGAGUGGGUGUAAAUGGUGAUCAUCAUGGCCCAACUAGCCAAUACCUGAAAAUCCAACCUGGCAGUGUUCCAGGUUGUAACAACUCAGGUCUAACUGGUGGGCCAAGGGUCUCUAUUCAGUCCCGUCCUGGCUCAUCCCAGCUAGUACACAUUCCUGAAGAGACUCAGGAGAAUGUGAACACAUCACCCAAAACUAGUUCAGCUAGAGCUAAAUGGCUGAAAGCUGCUGAGAAGAGUGUUGCAUGCAGGAGCAAUAGCCAGCCAAGAAUCAUGCAAGUCAUAGCCAUGUCUAAGCAGCAAGGAGUGCUUCAGGGCAGUCCAAAAAGUUCGGAGGGAAGCACAGUGACCUGUACAGGAGCCAUCAGAUAUAAAACCUUGACAGACCAUGAGCCAAGCAGCAUUGUUAGAGUUGAGGCCCAUCCAGAAAAUAACAGACCUGUAAUUCAGAUGCCAUCAGAAGGUGAAGGAAGUGGGUCAUGGAAAUGGAAAGGUCCUGAAAAAGUCACUCUUCGUCAAACAUAUGAGCUAAAUGAUCUUAACAGAGACUCUGAGAGCUGUGACUCCUUAAAAGACACUUAUGGGUCAGGUGACAGGAAAAGAAGCAACAUAGAUAACACUGAGCAUCACCAUCAUGGAAUCACUACAAUAAGAGUCACACCAGUGGAGGGAAGUGAGAUUGGCUCAGAGACUCUGUCCAUUUCUUCUAGCCGGGACUCAACACUUCGAAGAAAAGGUAACAUCAUUUUAAUCCCUGAGAGAGGGAGCAGUCCAGAGAACACCAGAAACAUCUUCUAUAAAGGCACAUCCCCCACACGAGCGUACAAGGACUGAGAGGAGACAUAUCAGCUGGUCCAUGCCACCACCAAGUAAACACAUCUUGACACAGGUUCUGCUCCCUUUGUUUUGAGCUGAUAUUUACCCUUACGUGCCAAAUUAUUGACCAGCAGCCCUGCAUUGCUGAUAUGCAAUGGGCAUGAGCCUGUGAAAAGCAUGUGGUGGGGGGAAAAGCACAAUGCCAGAACUAAUGUGAAACAUUUUCAUGCAACUUGUUUCUUCAGAUUCAAAACUUUUAUCUGAGGGUGAUGAUGUCAAUUAAAAGAAUGGUCUUGAACACACUGUAUUUCCUGAAUGUGCCAACUUUUUAUUUUAUAUUUGUGUCCAAAAUUGACUGACUUUUUCACAGCAAAGGCUGUAUCAGUGGUAUAUAUUCACCUUUGCAGAAUUUGCACCAAAUCUUUAAUACAGGAUGGUGCUGAUGAUAACUUUACAUGUUUUGAAAAAUUGCAUAAUUAUUAGAUUCUGCAAACAUGACAUAUUGAUGUGCAGUUACUUUACAAGUAAUAUUGCUAAUACUAUGAUGAUGCUGGCUGCAUUCAUUUAGCGUAGGAAAUAUUUACAGCUUUGUUAUAGUGGAUCUGUCACAUUCAAAGAUUGCAAAGGUUUUGUGUAGUUCUUUAAGAUGUCUACUGCAACAAAAAUGUGUGGGUGACAUUCCAUUAGAAUGGAAUGACUAUCUAUUUUGAAUAGUUUUGCUGCUACUGCUCAACUUUUGUUUAAGAACAGGUGCUACUAAUGAAGAGGCUGCUUCUUAGUGGGCUAACUUGUAGAAUUGUUUUAAAUUACAUUUUAAGGGGUCUUAUCAAGUACUACAAGUGAUUCAGAUUUCACGUUUUUAAACUUCUUAUUCUGUCCUUCAGCGACCCUUCCAUUUUUCUAUUAGUUUUUAAACAAAUAAUGCAAGACACCAGUAACUGCAAGACGUGCAAACGUGAAAGGUGAGCCAUGAGUAAAUAAAAGUAGAUGGCAACUUUCCUAACCAGCUUCCAAGGAGACAGGAAUUAAUAUCAUAGCUCACACUUAGAAGCAGUCAUUCACCUCACUUGCUUAGUAUGCCACAAGAACAAUCACAAGUUUCACCCCAAUCACCAUCACGCAGGGGAUUUGUGUUUCGGUUUAAAGAAUGGAAUGCCUUGGUAUUGCAGAAUCACUGAACAAGUGUUGCAUUGUGCCACUACUACAGUUCACCUCCCUUGAGACACCCUCCAGAGCCUUCUUAAGCAUGAUAUUUUUCCCACCACUGCCACUUAAGAAUAUAAAAGGUCUCUGCACCUGAGAAAACAUGAAUUAUUUUAGUAAACUGAGUUUUGGAUAUAAUGAAAAAACUUGCCUGCUAAAAAUCUCCAUUGCCAAAAAUUAUUGAAAGAAUAAGCUCUGAAAGGAAUAAACAUGGCAUGGCCUGCUAGAAGAAAUGCCUCAUUUCAUUUGGCUCUGACUUAAACCCUGAAGGAAGCCAGGGGCAGUGCUCACCCACUGCAGCUCUUCACUCUCUCCUAUUUCUACCUGAAAAAGUGCUACUCUCAGUCAGCUGGCAGCUCCCCUGCUAGAGGGGGAAGAGAAUGGCUUAGCAGUCCUUCUCACUGAAUAAGAAGAUCAGGUCUGUUCUCUGGCUUUUUGAGAGAAGCGUUUUGGUCUAAGUCCUCUUUUCAUUUAAAGUAUCAGAGAACCAGAUACAUUCUCUAUAGUCAGAACCUGUAUACAGACCCUACCUACCCACAGAACUCUAAGGAAAGGCCCUCCCUACCCCAGGCACGUAGGAGGUAGAAGGAAGAAUCAUCCUGUUCAAGAAGAUAAACAGCACAACACAAACAUAGACCAAAAAAAACCAAAAAACCCCAAUGACGUAAAACCAAACAACAAAACAAAAACCCAAAAAAAGACCUCCAAACCAAAACAAAAUCCCAAACACAGCCCCAAACCUAAGUCAUUUCACAAGUAUGAGGAUGGUGUUUGAGAGUCAAUGGAAAGCUUUACGUGUAUUUCCCAGUUCUACAGGUGCUCCAGGCUUAGCUGAAUGCUUGCUGUCAAGCCAACUGUGCCAAGCUAUGCUUCCCUCACCUGCCCAUCACCCAGUGCUGUGGAAGAGUGUCAGUCCUUAAGGAAAUCACCACACUCUUUCUGUUACUGAUACAAGAUGACCCCAUCACACUUAGGAUGAUUGGGAGAAAGUAUUCUGCAGGCUGCAUGUAAGAAGCUACCCAGUAGGGUUGCAGCAUAUUGUGUAUGUUAAAAGCACUGUAUGUUGAAGACACACUUUAAGGCACAUCAGCUGGGGAAAAUAAUCAUAAAUACCAGGAGAAAAAGAAAAAAAAAAGUAAUUUUUUUAGAAAUAAUUUCUCAGAUGCUAGUCUUUACAAGUCAGGAGUUGUUUUUUCUUUUCAAAAGGAUGUAUCUUUAGUCCUUGGUAUUUAAUAUGAAAUUUUGUACAAGAUUCCUAGGAAUUAAAAACACUUGGACUGUCAUGGACAAAACCCUUUGGCUUUAGUUUAGUCUAGGUACAGGGUAAAGGAGGUAGGAUUAGCUUUAAAGGAAUGGGUAAGACACAAACACUGUUGGCCUAUCAGUGCAGGGAAAUAAGAUGCAAUCAUUUGUUAGUUUGUAAGUGCAGGGGAAAAGAACGUAAGUAGAUGAACCUGGAAAUAAAGGAAAAUUGAAAUGGAGAAUAAUGGCAAUAAAGCAAAGAUUAGAAAACGUUCCCUCUGGCAAUUUAGCUGUUUUGGAAACAGCAGGAUUCCUGGUGGGAGUGUUUGUUCUUUAUUCCUUGGUUUUAGUCAGAUAUAUAUUGGCAUAUAUGUUGCUUUUAUUACUCUAAAACUUGCUGCACUAUUUCAAGUGCAGUGUGAUAUUUUUCCUAAAGUUUCCUAUUUCUUAAGAAAAGAUUUUAAAGCUCUUGUGUAAUCAUUGAAAUUAUGUUCUAUACAUAAAUAUUGAUAUAUUCUUUUUUACUCAAAGUGCCAAAGGCUACUGUUUUUAAUAAUGGCUUAUCAAAUUAUAUUACGUUAGAGAGCAGAAAUGUAAUAAUAUAUACAUUGGAACUCAGACCUCUGCAUGUAUAUUUGAUAAGGAGCCUUUUGUAAAAUUACUCUUUGUUUACAUUCCACUGGUACCUUAAUUUAAAAUUAAUCAAAUAAAUUGACAGGUGACAUCUUCUUAGUGUUCUGAUUUUCUUACUUGCUAACAGGCACGAUUUUCUUUGUUAGGCUGUGCUUUACUGAGAAAAGAAAAUACUUAAAAAUAAAAUAUGUUUUUAAAUGAGAAUUCUCUAUAUAAAGUAUUGUGUUUAAUAAAAUGUUAUGCCAUGUUUUCAAAUGGAAAAUAAUUUGUAAAUUGCUAUAAAUGUAUUUUGUUAAAUAAGUACAGAUCAAUGCUACUGUGUGAGUUUAUUGUGCUAACAUCAUGAAAUAAAGAUAAAAUUCCUCAUC
Passer domesticus (house sparrow) is the source of this 6087-nucleotide messenger RNA. It is a transcript of the gene PLPPR4, whose product is annotated as phospholipid phosphatase related 4. The record is from RefSeq and is a predicted model, not a curated record. The transcript is spliced from 7 exons. Gene Ontology annotation, cellular component: plasma membrane. The coding region runs from base 500 to 2659 and encodes 719 amino acids. Gene Ontology annotation, biological process: phospholipid metabolic process; axonogenesis; phospholipid dephosphorylation. Gene Ontology annotation, molecular function: phosphatidate phosphatase activity. Lineage: Eukaryota; Metazoa; Chordata; Aves; Passeriformes; Passeridae.